This is a messenger RNA of Rhodamnia argentea, 802 nucleotides long. RefSeq lists its product as uncharacterized. The record is from RefSeq and is a predicted model, not a curated record. The transcript has 2 exons. Lineage: Eukaryota; Viridiplantae; Streptophyta; Magnoliopsida; Myrtales; Myrtaceae. The coding region runs from base 38 to 757 and encodes 239 amino acids.
GUCACCGAGCAAGAUUUCACAGAGAAGCAAGAAGAGAAUGAGGUUUGAGAAGAAAGAUCUGGAUGUGGUGCUGGUUCCUAGUGGCCUGCUCAUCAUGUUCGUCUACCAUCUCUUCCUCCUCUACAGAUACCUCCAUCAGCCCCACACCACCGUCAUGGGGUUCGAGAACUACAACAAGCGCCUCUGGGUUCGAGCCAUCAUGCAGGGAGAGAGGAGGGACAUUGGCUCGUGCGUCUCGGUGAUCUCUUCCAACAUAACCGCGGCGACCUUCCUGUCCUCCGUCUCGCUCACCCUCUGCUCCCUCAUCGGCGUUUGGAUCAGCAACAGCGGCAACAACGUCUUCGCAAGCGACCUCGUCUACGGUGACACCCGGCCCACCACCCUUGCCGUCAAGUACGUCAGCCUCCUUGCCUUCUCAUGCUUCGUCCAGUCAGCCCGGCACUUCGUCCACUCCAACUACCUGAUCAGCACGCCGAGCCCAAGCGUCCCCCUGAAGACGGUCGAGAUUGCCGUCAUCCGAGGCGGCGAUUUCUGGUCCGUUGGGCUCAGGGCGCUGUACUUCGCUCUGAACUUGCUUCUCUGGUUCUUCGGGCCAAUACCCAUGUUUUUCUGCUCCAUUUCCAUGGCCCUGUUCUUGCACUACCUCGACUCGAACUCGACUCCGUUGAUUGAGGAGUUUGAUGGGAGGGAAGUGGUAAAGAAGGUGGAGCACAGACUGUCUGAGAUGGCAAAGGCCAUUCACAGGCCUUCACAUUAGAAUUAGACCAGGCCUGAUUUGUUUGUGAACAUCUAGGAAGAAAAA